UUGAUAUGAUCAAGAUGGCGGAGGCAGCAGUGCGUACCCGAUUGAAUAACCAUGAAACAAUUGUUAUUCUUUCCCGUGGCAUUACUACCAAUUAUCAUCUGAGCGCAAAUGUCAUCAAAGCAUGUAUUCACUGAGGAAAUGGUUGGUUUUGAUCCAGGUCGUGAAGAGAAGAAGAUAUCUUCAACCCAGUAUGGAGUGUGUGGUUCUGUGUCUGGGCUGGUAACUCGGCUGGUGGUUCAACCGUUCGAUGUCCUUAAAAUACGAUUUCAACUUCAGAUUGAACCUACAUCCAAGGCGGUCAGACAACAAGGGAUGCAUUGUGGAAGUAAGAAAAUAGCCACAGGUAAAUACUCAGGAAUAUGGCAAGCAUUCAAACUUAUUUAUAAAGAGGAGGGAUUUACUUCACUUUGGAAAGGGCAUGUUCCUGCUCAAGCUCUAUCAGUUGUUUAUGGAUAUUUUCAGUUCACUGCUUUUGAAGCCAUUACAGAGGUUAUGUGGAGAGUAAAUCCUAGAUGUACAGAUCAGAAAUGGAAACCAGUGACACAUUUUGUAUGUGGAGGGCUUGCUGGAUGUCUUUCAUCAACAGUAGCACAACCUUUAGAUGUUUUACGAACAAGGCUUGUGGCACAAGGAGAACCUAAAGUUUACAAGAAUCUUGUCCAAGCUGCUAGUAAGAUGUAUGCUAAGGAGGGGAUCAGAUCAUUCUAUAAAGGACUUGUUCCUACUCUAGUGCAGAUUUUCCCUCAUGCCGGGCUUCAAUUUGGCUUUUAUUCAUUUUUCAAGACCCUUUGGGAAAUCUCAUUUGGGGUUAAGAGACAAGAUCCUUACAAAGCUGCAGGGGUCAAUGAAAGUCUUGUUUGUGGAGCGUUAGCAGGAAUUUUUAGCAAAGGGACUAUUUAUCCUCUAGAUAUGGUGAAAAAGAGAUUACAGAUACAAGGAUUUCAAGAAGCAAGAGAGACAUUUGGAAGAGUUCAGAAAUAUAAUGGCAUGUUAGACUGCUUCAGGAUUAUUCUUAGGGAAGAAGGUGCUUUUGGUUUUUUCAAAGGACUGGCCCCAAGUACACUAAAGGCUGGUUUGUCUGUGGCACUCAUUUUCUGUACCUACGAACAAUGCAUUAUGCUUGUGAGAGAAUACUUGCAUGAUGACAAUACACUGGAAUCAACCAGAUGACACCAAUAGGGUGACCAAAUACUAGACUGAAUGCUCUCCUUCAAGGGAAAUAUGAAUCAACAAUAAGUAAUUCUACAGUUAAUUUUCUACAAAGCUGUUAUUACACAGGUGUUGAAACUCUUAUUUACUAUUUUGCAGAAUAUACAUUAAAUGAUAUCAACUUAAUAUGAUUAUUUUAUAUAUCAAAUUCAUUUUGAUUCAGUUUGUAUGCAUUUAAUAACUGGUUUCAUUUUACUAUUAAUAGCGCAUUAUGGAAUAUUUAACAAUGAAUGAAAAACUUAUAUAAUUUGCAUCAGGAUCAUAGGUGCUGUAGACAACCAAUCACAUAUUGGCUAAAACCAAGAAAGACGACAUUUCAAUUUAUCUGAAAAGGCCCAUUACUUAUUUAUGUUAUCAGAGAAUCACACCAACUAAAUUAUGGAGGAAAAAAAACAGCAUAAUUGGUGGUUUUCAUUUAAUUAUAAUAGAAUGUUAUUUUUGGUGAUAAAAAAGUUGCAAGAAUAUUUUACAAACUAUUGAUAUUAAAACUUAAGAAUGCUGUGGUUAUUCUUUCUGAUACAUAUGAAAAUAAUAUUUUCUUGCAAAUAGCAAGAUACUUGUAUUCAUUUUUUAAUAUAUGUAUAUUUUAAGUAAAGAACCUAAUCUUACCAA
This is a messenger RNA of Pocillopora verrucosa, 1821 nucleotides long. The record is from RefSeq and is a predicted model, not a curated record. Lineage: Eukaryota; Metazoa; Cnidaria; Anthozoa; Scleractinia; Pocilloporidae.